Messenger RNA from Arachis ipaensis, 1140 nucleotides. RefSeq lists its product as uncharacterized. Gene Ontology annotation, molecular function: RNA-DNA hybrid ribonuclease activity; nucleic acid binding. Lineage: Eukaryota; Viridiplantae; Streptophyta; Magnoliopsida; Fabales; Fabaceae. Gene Ontology annotation, biological process: DNA integration. The record is from RefSeq and is a predicted model, not a curated record.
AUGACUACUGAAACACAACCCGCAGAGACGAGUUGGAGUAUACACGUAGAUGGAGCAUCAAACAGGGAAGGAAGCGGAGCAGGUGUACUACUAAAGGAAGGAAACAAAGUGAUAGCCGAGCAAUCACUACAGUUCCGUUUUACUACAAGCAAUAACCAGGCAGAAUAUGAGGCUCUGCUAGUAGGACUGAAGCUCACCCAACAGCUCAAAAUACCUCAGAUAACAGUUUACUGUGACUCUGUACUUGUAGUGCAUCAAAUUAAGGGUGACUACCAAGUAAAAGAUCCUUUGUUAGAGAAAUAUUGGCUCAUAACAAAGGAUCUUAUUUCAAAAUUCAACGAAUUUAACAUUAUUCAUGUGAACCGAGAACAAAACAGUAGAGUUGAUGUGUUAUCCAAAUUAGCCACGACCAGGCAAACAACAAACACACCAGCACUAUCACAGUUAACACUUGAUAAACCGAGCUUUGAGCUAAACACGAUAUUAAGUAUAACGCAUGUACACGAUUGGAGGACACCUUUCCUCGAAUACAUCAAAACAGGAGCUGUACCAAAAGAGGAAUCAAACCUACCACUCUUCCGAAGAAGAGCAAGCUUCUAUACAGUAAUAGGAAACACCCUGUACAGGCGAGGAUACUCACAACCGCUCCUCAAAUGCAUCAGCAAGGACGAAGCCGAAGAGAUCAUGGCAGAAACACAUGAGGGGGUCUGCGGGAACCACAUCGGAGGCCGAGCACUGGCCGCUAAAAUAUUACGAACAGGAUACUACUGGCCAACAGUCAAAAGAGACUGCAUUUCAAAGGUCAAAACAUGCAAUAAUUGCCAAAAGCACGCCACAGUCUCAGAAAUCCCAGCAGAAAAAUUCCACACCGUAGAGCCACUGGCGAACAUAACGGCAGACAAGGUGAGAUCUUUCCUAUGGAAAAAUAUCAUAUGUAGGUUUGGCAUACCAAGAGAAAUAAUCUCUGAUAACGGAAGACAGUUCACAGAUCAUAAACUCGCCUCCUUUCUAACCAAUUUCAAUAUUAAACAUCGUUUCAGCUCAGUUGAGCACCCACAAAUAAACGGACAAGUCGAGUCCGCUAACAGAAUUAUCUUGCAAGGCCUGAAGAGAAAGCUCGGAGAAGCCAAAGGCGAGUAG